Microsporum canis CBS 113480 is the source of this 609-nucleotide messenger RNA. RefSeq lists its product as uncharacterized. The coding region runs from base 1 to 609 and encodes 202 amino acids. The record is from RefSeq and is a predicted model, not a curated record. The transcript is spliced from 3 exons. Lineage: Eukaryota; Fungi; Ascomycota; Eurotiomycetes; Onygenales; Arthrodermataceae.
AUGUAUAGCUUGGACCCCAAGCUGUGCCAUUUUUAUCAAUUGCUUCCUGACGACUAUUCGCAGACUCCAGGUCAAAGCUUUACCGGGGAUAUUACUGUUGAAUGGAGGGUCUUGAGGGAUGGGCAGUCGAAGGAUACGUUAUAUCCCAUACAGGCGGUAUUCUCGUACACAAGCGGACACGGGAUUCCCUGGGGGCAGAUAAUCCCUAUCUAUGAUAUCCUUAAAGGGCUAAAGCUUGGAUCUGCAUAUGCAAUCCGGUUCCCGGCAGCUCUUCUGUUUCCUGGACCGGGCCUGGAUGAACAAGCGGUUUUGAUACUGACAGUGAGGAAGAUUGCCGUGGAUAACGCCCGGCGAGAACGACUAACGCUAUUGGACGAGGUUCCCAGGGGUGUGGGAGGGCUCUUCUAUGAAGCGAUGUCACAUUCAAAAUGGAACCCCGAUAUCCAGAAGGAUGCGGAGAAGUGGGAAUCAGAGCUUGAACAUACAUCGCGUGCAUUUUGGUUUCAAUAUAGUAUAACAUAUUGUGAAAAAUUUGACCGGAGGGUGGAUAUCCUGAAAACAUUCCUUACGAAUAGCAGCAAGGUUCUCUCAUUUCACUCUCCUGUUUGA